AUGGAUGACAUCAUUCCCCGUCGUCGAUCUCAACACCGGAUCCAACGGCUGGGCUUCUCCUGCCGGCGACAUCUCCGCUCCGCUAACUACUUCAAAACCAAACAGAAAUCUCCCGGCGGCGACUACCUCCUCUCUCCCGCCGGCGUUGACUGGCUCAAAUCCACCGCUAAACUCGACAACGUCCUCGCUCGUCCCGACUACCGUGUAGCUCACGCGCUAAGAAAAGCCCAAUCUCGCGGCGAAUCCCUAAACAGCUUCAUCUUCGCCGUCAAUUUCCAGGUCCCAAGCAAGGAACCGUACAGCCUGGUGCUCUAUUUCGCGACGGAAGAUCCGAUUCCUUCCGAUUCUCUGCUCCACCGGUUGAUCAACGGAGAAGAAGAUGACUCGUUCCGUAACCAGAGAUUGAAAUUACUGACCAAUGUCGUGGAAGGUCCUAGGAUUGUUAGAGCUGCGGCCGGGAACUUCGGGGCGUUAGUUUUGGGUAAGGCUUUGAAGUGUGGUUACCAUAGAGGAACUAACUACUUUGAGAUCGAUGUCGAUUUGGGAAGCUACGCGAUCAUGGCGGCAGUUGUACGGCUUACGUUGAGGUACCUUAGGAGCUUGACGACUGAUAUUGGGUUCGUUGUGGAAGCCCAAACGAAGGAUGAGUUAUUAGAGACAUGA
This is a messenger RNA of Arabis nemorensis, 663 nucleotides long. NCBI's taxonomy places the organism in Eukaryota, Viridiplantae, Streptophyta, Magnoliopsida, Brassicales, Brassicaceae. The record is from the annotation of a GenBank genome assembly.